GCUUGCUGUUGUGUCCGACGACUUGAGUUUGAGGAACGCUCUGUGCUUCCUCAGCAACGCCGCCCUUGACGAUCCUUACUCAGCAGCUCUUUCCAAAGAAACUUAAGGCGUCCUGCGUGAUGCCUUCGUCCGCUAGCACACUGUCCGCGCACCCUCGUUUCGAGCGCACACCCACCGAGCACGUUCAACUUGCACUUCAAGUUAGCGAUGGCGACUGCUCCAAAUGCACCCAACGCCAUGGGGCCCACUCACCAGAGAGACUUUGGCGUGCUCCCCGUGCCAAUCUGGCUCCGCCACCAAGAAGACAAGCCACUACACUUUGGCCUCUUCCUCAAUGCCAUGUUCGGCAUCUUCGCCUGCUUCACGGUAUCGAACCUCUAUUACUGCCAACCUAUCCUCGGAAAUCUUGCGAGUUCGUUCGGCAUUUCUGAAGACAGAGUAUCAAAUAUCCCCACGUUGGUGCAGCCAGGUUAUGCCGGCGGGCUCCUCCUGGUCACGCCGCUCGGUGACAUGGUUCAGCGGCGGCAACUCAUCCUCCUGCUCGUGCUCAUCUCCGCGUCCCUCACCAUCGGACUUGCGAUCACUCGCUCACUUGUCGUGUUCGAAGUGAUUACCUUCCUUGUCGGCUUCACCAGUUGUGUCCCGCAGAUCCUCAUCCCGCUUGCCGCCGACCUCGCGCCCAUUGACCGCAAGGCAGGCGCAACCGCAAUCGUCUGGGCUGCCCUGAUGCUUGGCGUCCUCUUCGCGCGUGUCCUCUCCGGUGUCAUCACCAACUUCGUCACGUACCGCGCCGUGUACUGGCUCGCGACCGGGCUCCAGUUCGCCGUGCUCGCCGUCGCAUACUUCAUCAUCCCGAAUGUGCCGCCCAAAAACCUUGGGCUCUCGUACGCCGGCAUCCUCUGGUCCAUGGCAAAGCUCCUUGUUACGCACCCACUCCUAAUCCAGUGUGCGCUCUGUAUGAUCGUCAGCAACAUAUGCUUCACCAACUUCUGGGUGACGCUCACCUUCCUGCUUCUCCAUGCGCCCUUCCACUAUUCCUCGCUGGAUAUCGGCCUAUUCGGCUUGCUAGGCAUGCUCGGUGUCCUGCUCGGCCCGUUCCUCGGCCGCAUCCUUGACUUCAUCUACCCGUGGUGGGGCGCGGUCGCGGCGGAUGGCGCGCUGCUCGUCUUCCAGGCCGUCAUGGUCAUCGGUGCGGGCCUGAACAUCGCACCGGUCAUAAUCGCGACGCUAGGGCUCGACGUCUUCCGCCAGACGACCGCCGUCUCCCUCGUCAACAUGGCCUUCGCGGUCGACCCGCGUGCGCGCUCACGCAUCAACGCCGUCAUGAGCGUCUCGCUGUUCAUCGGGCAGAUGAUCGGGACGUCCGCGAGCACGACGGUGUUCCUGCGCUACGGCUGGCGCGCGUGCUACGGCAUGGCGCUCGCGCUGACAGGCCUGCAGGGCCUGAUCCUCCUCCUCCGCGGGCCCCACUGCCCGAAAGGCCGCUGGUUUGGGUGCGCCGGCGGUUUGGCGGUGCGCAAACCGGUCCACACCUCGCCCGCACCGGCGGCCACGGCUUCACCGGAGCCAGAGAAGGUCGAAGACGCGGAGGAUGCUGGCGAGGGCGAGAUUGGGGCAAAGACCGUGUAGACUCUGUUCCAGUCAUAGCUAGAUGCGAGUGGCGACCGGGAUCCUAGCACCUUCGAUCCCAGUUUGUCUUGUCUGUAGCUGACUAUUAGCGACGCGCGUCGACACGGUCACGUUAUCGCGAAUGCGUACUGUCUACUGACAAGCGCCGACGCUACAUGGUGGCUUUCGCCCACUAUGACCUGUCCCCUUAUAUGCUAUGCCAGUCACACCAUUUCGUCCAUCCCCGGAGUCAGCAACUCCAUAGUCAUAGCCUUCAAGGACGGUCUCGCCUGCGGCCGACUCAAGCCUGGAUAACUGUCCGAGCAGUCAACUAGGA
Molecule: messenger RNA, 1945 nt
Organism: Fomitopsis serialis
Lineage: Eukaryota; Fungi; Basidiomycota; Agaricomycetes; Polyporales; Fomitopsidaceae
Product: major facilitator superfamily domain-containing protein
Exons: 10
Coding region: 208-1629 (473 amino acids)
Biological process (GO): transmembrane transport
Molecular function (GO): transmembrane transporter activity
Source: RefSeq, a predicted model, not a curated record